Molecule: messenger RNA, 1029 nt
Organism: Alternaria arbusti
Lineage: Eukaryota; Fungi; Ascomycota; Dothideomycetes; Pleosporales; Pleosporaceae
Exons: 2
Coding region: 1-1029 (342 amino acids)
Molecular function (GO): protein binding
Source: RefSeq, a predicted model, not a curated record
AUGGCGCCUUCAAUGCUGUCGUCGCCGCAGUUCACAUUCUUCGUUGGUGAAGAGCGCGCGCCGGUAGUCGCUCACGCCCAGGUCAUGGCAAGUCUAUCGAAGCCCUUCGACCGUCUCAUCAACGGUCCGAUGAGAGAGUCAGAAGAGAAAUGCGCUACGUUGCCUGAAGUCGAGAAACCCAUUUUUCUUGGUCUUGUUGAGUUCGCAUAUCGUAGCGACUAUACGACAGGCUCUUACCCAAAUGAUGCACAAAGUUCAGAGGACGCAGAGGCGAUGGAAGAAGAUGAUGAUGAUGAUAACGAAUAUAUGUUAGACAACGAUGAAGAAGACAGUGCAGACGAUGAGGAGGAGGAACAAAAUAUUGAAGAAGGUGCAGAAGACGCAGAAGAACACGAUCUGGAUGCUGUAUACCUGCGAGUCCUUGCUGAAGAACCGCUGGACGAAAUCAUCGACGAAAUCAAGGGUACGAAGAGCGGCAGCCUUUUUGAGGAGUUUGUUGAGAACACCUACGCGCUUAACCUCCGCACGUCUCACGCCGCGGACACGGUCGCCGUGGACUAUUCCGCACAGCGCGUAGGAGACAGUGAACGUGGGCACAAAGCCAUCUUCCUUCUCAACGCCAAGAUGUACUGUCUCGCCGAUUACUACAUGAUCCUCCCAUUAAAGGAUCUGGCCCUGUACAAACUCCACGAGGCACUCAAGCUGUGCAUGCAUCGCGACUUCCUCAAGACACGUGAGCGCAUCGAUGACAUCGUUGCUUUGGUCAAUUUCGCGUAUUCCAGUGAAAACACCCAGGACGAGGAUCCGCUACGGGAGGAAGUACUGGAGUACGUGAUUGUUCACAUAGAUGCCCUGGGUGCAACACCGGCUUUCCAAGAGCUGUUGGUUGGUCAAGCGCAGUUGGCGGCUGAUUUGGUCCUUCAAUUCAGCGAGGAACGUCGCCGCAAGAUGGCCGGUGCGGGAGCUGCGCCUAAGUAUUACAACGGAAAGCAUCUUGCUGUCGCUUGGAAGAACAUGGAGAAUGAGUAG